Symbiodinium necroappetens is the source of this 387-nucleotide messenger RNA. NCBI's taxonomy places the organism in Eukaryota, Dinophyceae, Suessiales, Symbiodiniaceae. The record is from the annotation of a GenBank genome assembly.
AUGGACUUUGCCCUGCGCGUCGCCGAAUCGACGGCUUUCUCACUACACGCUCUGAUUGGACUAACGGAGCCGUGCCAUGGUGCCUUGGAGUUCACUCUGCAGGUCAAGGGCUCCUUGCCGAGAUGGUUCUGGCCUCUGGCCGGUCUGCUCCUGGGCGUGGCGUCCUAUGCGAACUUCUCGGGCUCAGAAGAGGCCGUCUUGUGUGCGCAGGCGUACGUCGCGGCCUUUCAUACCGGCGCCAUGUUUUGGCAUUGGCGGCUCCAGCAUCACCCCGCGUCGGUUCUGGCCCCGUUGCUCUUCGUAGGCCUCGCGGCGGUGGUUUUUUGGCUUCGGCUCGGGAGUUUUCUCCUCGCUUUUUUGGGGACCGCGGCCUCUGCAGGGAUCGGA